Molecule: messenger RNA, 1155 nt
Organism: Porites lobata
Lineage: Eukaryota; Metazoa; Cnidaria; Anthozoa; Scleractinia; Poritidae
Source: the annotation of a GenBank genome assembly
AUGACCAAUGAAACUGAACCAAAACAACGCGAAUGUCAAAAGCUGUUUGUUUGUAUGAUGUCUUUCUCUCCAAUUAUAAUUAUGGCCAUUUGCUUUGCCGUUUGGAGACCCAUUUUAGUACCGUUUCCUCUCAAAGUUGUGAAGAUGCUUGCUCUACAUAUUAGUGAUGAUAAUCAGAGGCGUUUGGACAACGAACUGCUGCUUUUAGAAACGGAAUGGAAAUUGUAUCAAAUGGAGAAACAAUUUGGCCAACAGCGGUGUAACAAGAAUGAAGACAGGUCAAGAAAAGAUGUUUCGUGGCUAACUGUCAUGGUCAGUGAUGACUUUGUGGUUCCGGCUUUGGUUCUUGGUCACUCAAUUCAGACAUUUUCUUGUUACAAGACUAUGAUUGCGCUUAUAUCAGGAAAUGUGAGUAAAGAUACACAAAAGGCGCUUCAGAACGUCGGCUGGGAAACUCGUUUGGUAGAAGAAAUGGAUUGCAACUGGAUGGAUGCUAAAGUUGGUGGAGAUCGAAAUAGCGGACUUUUUGGAAGACCUCGAGGACACAGAAUUAAGGGAACUCACACAAGAUUUUACGCGUGGAACUACACAGAGUUUACUAAAAUUAUUUACGUUGACGCUGAUUACAUAUUGCUGACCAAUAUUGAUGAACUGUUUCAAAUCCCGGAACAUUUUGCCGCCGUCCCUUGCUCCAGACCUGGUGUCGUGGACCUUUGUUUCAAUGCAGGCCUUCUGGUGAUCAAGCCAGAUUUUAAAACCUACCAAAGAAUCAUGAACCUUUGGCGGGAAACAACAGAAAAAGACACCUGCCCAAAUGAUCAGGUCUUGCUCAAUGAUUUUUAUACACCCGGUGGCUGGAAAGCAAUUCCCUACGCUUAUAAUAUUAGGCGAUUUGUCUUUAGACCUUUGAAAUCAUUCCACUACGCCUGCUGCCGCCCUCAAAAGCCAUGGAUCGGAGAAUGUCGACCAAGUAGAAAAGAGGCCAAUGCGUUUGCCGGUCCAAUCAUAACUGUCGAUGAUAUGGCGUUAGUAUUCUGGAAGAACUUGUAUGAGGUUCUACAAAAGUACGACUUAGAGGAUUGGUGGAGAUCUACAUCGUUCUUCAGGCCAACACAGGAGUUCCCAGUUGUUUCAAAUUACACUUGCCGGACUUAA